GCGGCCGCCCCGCUGCUGUACCUGCGGGCGGCUCCGCCCCGGCCCGGGAAAGGAAGGGAAGGAGCGCCCGGCGGGACGGGGCCGCUCGGAAGGGGGCUGCCCCGAGGAGGCAGCGGCCAUGGCCUUCGGGAAGGCGCCCAAAGACCCGUUCGGCACCGCCGUGGGGAGCCUGGUGGACCGGGCGACGUUCGGAUCGCUGCAGACGGAGGAGUGGGGGCAAUUCAUGCACAUCUGCGACGUGAUCAACGCCACGGAGGAGGGGCCUAAGGAUGCAGUCAAAGCGUUAAAGAAAAAGCUUGCAAAAAACUGUAACCAUAAGGAGAUCAGGCUCACCCUGUCUCUGCUUGACAUGUGUAUGCAGAACUGUGGUCCAAGGUUCCAGUCUUUAGUGGUGAAGAAGGACUUCUGCAAGGACAAACUGGUGAAACUGCUGAAUCCCAGAUACAACCUGCCCAUUGAAUUGCAGGAGAAAAUCCUGACCUUCAUCAUGGUAUGGGCCCGAGGGUUCCAGGGAAUGGUGGAUGUGACCGAAGUAAAAGAAGUUUAUCUGGAACUGCUGAAGAAAGGAGUGGAGUUUCCAUCUUCUGAUAGCAGCAAAGGAAGGCCUAAGCAAUCCCCAUCUUCUGCAAAGUCAUCACCAUCUUCUGCUACUCCCCCAAAACGUUCUUUGUUGCCUCUUCCCACGGGCCCAACGUUACUGUUGACACCUGAACAGAUUGGGAAACUGUACAGUGAACUGGAUAUGGCGAAAAUGAACGUGAGAGUCAUGUCAUCAAUAUUAAAAGAAAAUGUUCCUGGCUCUGAAAAUCCGGAUGAUAUGAAUCUUUUACAGAAGCUGUACAAGACGUGUCGGAUGAUGCAGGAACGGAUCAUGGAGCUGUUGGUGACAGUGGAGAAUGAAGAUGUGAUAGUAGAGUUAAUACAAGUAAAUGAAGAUCUGAAUAAUGUUCUCCUGGGACAUGAAAGGUUCUCUCGAAACAGAGUUCGAUUUUUGGAGAACCAGAGAAUACAGCGUGAGCGUGAGGAGCUGUACAGGAAACAGCCGUCUGCUCCCUCCAGUGACCUCCUUGACCUCUCUACAGAUUCUCCAUCUCCUGUGGCUGCAGUGCUGGGAACUGACCCUGCAGCAUCUCAGUUUCCAAGUCCUAAUUCCAUAUCUGCACACCCUGAAGAUACAAAAAGGCUCCAUCCAUCCAUUUACCCCCAGCUAGAUUUAGCAGCUGCUGCGAAAGUUCAGCAGUUCCCAUUUGCAACUGAAGCACACAACAGUAGUGUAAGCAGCCCAGCUGGACACACGUAUAGCAAUCUGGCAACUCUUUUAAGCCCAGUGCCUCUGAAUCCAGUAAAUCUGCAGGCUGGACAUGCUACAUCAUCAAAUGGACCAUUACCAGCAGCUGCAUCGAAGAACAAGUUGCAGUCACCUCAUUACUACGAGAUAAUGGAAUUUGAUCCUUUGGCUCCUACAGAAGCAAUUUAUGAAGAAAUUGAUGCUGCUGUGUUGAAGCCGGAAGCUGAAAAGCAUUCAGAAUGCUGAAGGUGGAGAUUUGAACACAGAAGUUACUCUGGUGCUGCUCCUGGGCACUGCUUCAUGUAACAUGUGAACAAAGAGCAAUGAGAAGUGGACAAGUACUUGGAUCCACGCCUUGAGAAUUCAUCUUAAAUGUUCAACUGUGUAUUAUUCCAGGUGACUUACAUGAUUGCUAUUUUUUUUAAGUACUGUGGCCUUCAAAAUAUAAUUUCCAAGGUCACCUGUGUAUGAAGUAGCACAUGAUAUCAAAAACAAGUAAAUUAAAAGCACUCUCAUAACUAUAGAAGAAAGCUUUUCUUCCAUCUUAAUCUGUUCUUUCAUACCACAUAAUCCUAUUUCUGUUUUGGCCAUGUUGAUGUCUGUGAAAUUCUCUUCCUAUAAAUAUAUAUAUACACAUAUAUUUUUUGGAAAUGUAGGACUUUCCUAAAAUUGAGCCUCCCGAUAGAUAUAAAAGAUACACAGUUAUCACUUUCUUACAUUUAUAUUCUGAAUAUGGAUUUUGUUUUCUUUGUAUAACCCCACAAAUUAAUAGGAUUUUUGUCAUGGUAAGAAGCUGAGCAGGGACAUCCAGUGCUGUCAUCUAUGAUUAACAGAGCAGAAAAAAGCUGUGUGUUGCCAUGUUGUGGUUAUUAGUAAAUAGUGGAAGGGGAUCACUAUUUUUUCUAGUGUUUCUGCUCUGCAGAGCUUCUUGUUCUGGUGAAGGAAAAGUAUCCAUCUACAAUGCAAAUGAACACUAGUUAUCCAUUUAUUUUAAUCAAAUAAUUUAAAGCUGUUUUUAUCUCUUAAUAGUUUAAGUGCCUUGUCUAUUUUAAUGCUGAAUGUAAAAUCUGCACUUUACAGAUCUAGUUCUCUGAAUUUGUAAUUGAUACAAAAAUGAAAAUGUGGUUUAUGUUCAUAGCUGAUAAGCUAACUUCAUCUUUAAGUACUGCAUUUUAAGUGUUCGUUGUUAUCUGUUUAAGUGACACAAACACUUAAGCCUUAAGGAAUUUUUGUAGCAUAGAAUUCCAAAUAAAAACGAAUGCUUACUGAAUAGUUAAGCCCCAUUACUUCUGAGUUUCUGUAGCCUGACAUGCAUGUUCUAAAUGCAGACAGUACUGGAAGAAGCUGAGUGGCUCAAUGGUGUUUCAAGUAUCUGGUUCUCAAGUUUGCAGCUGGGUGUAGAACCAGUAGAAUCUGGUGGAAGGUGGGGGGGCUUGUAACAAAGGCAAAAAGAUAAGCCUCUUUGCUGUUGUUUUUCUUGCAUUAUUUGCAGUGAUCUGGACAGCAGCAUGAGAAGACAGCUGAAAAUAAGAUUUGAGAUGGAUGACCUUUCCUACAGCUUAGUUAUACGAAGACCCUAGCAUACCAAAGUGUAACAAGUUUAAAUAGCCUAUUUCAAUAGGGUAACCCAUAAUGAAAUGAUUGCUAACUGAACUUGUCAGUAUUUAAGGAAGGAAAAUGAUUACAGAUAGAUGAAGACUGUGAAGGGAACUGGCUAAUCACUGAGGUUACAGAGCUUGUUUCAUUGUUGGGAUGUGCUCAGUAUCUGUGCAGACUUGGGCUUUCAAACUCAGGGGAAGGCAGCCUUUAUGGAACUAGAAUUUGUCAAGAGGAUAUUUUCUUCUAAAACACACAGCCAGAACAAAGGAAAGUGUAGAGAGGACUUCCAGGAUGAGCUCACUUUUCUAAACGACAAUAGAGUAAAGGCAACCAAGGUAAGAUUUUACUAUUCUUUUUCCCUAGCCUGGAUUCUAAGAUUCAUCUUGAUAACAUUUUGUUAUUUUUUUCUGAAUUACAACUGGAAUUAUAGAUUUAUCAUAAAGCUUGCUGGCCUAUUCAUACAGAUACAUUCCACUUAUGUGGGAUCCACAUUCUUCUGGAUAAAGUGUAUUAAAGAUACGACAGCACUAAUGGUAGUUUUAAACUUUAAUAAAUACAGUGAAAGCAUGA
Messenger RNA from Phasianus colchicus (ring-necked pheasant), 3457 nucleotides. RefSeq names its product target of myb1 like 1 membrane trafficking protein (gene TOM1L1). The record is from RefSeq and is a predicted model, not a curated record. Gene Ontology annotation, cellular component: endosome; membrane. Gene Ontology annotation, molecular function: clathrin binding; ubiquitin binding; phosphatidylinositol binding. Gene Ontology annotation, biological process: signal transduction. Lineage: Eukaryota; Metazoa; Chordata; Aves; Galliformes; Phasianidae.